Molecule: messenger RNA, 1661 nt
Organism: Aplysia californica (California sea hare)
Lineage: Eukaryota; Metazoa; Mollusca; Gastropoda; Aplysiida; Aplysiidae
Product: serum response factor
Biological process (GO): positive regulation of transcription by RNA polymerase II
Molecular function (GO): protein dimerization activity; RNA polymerase II cis-regulatory region sequence-specific DNA binding; DNA-binding transcription factor activity, RNA polymerase II-specific
Source: RefSeq, a predicted model, not a curated record
AGGUUUUCUUUUCGCGGAUGGACUUGAUGUGCUUACAUGGGCACUAUUCCCGUUAUGGUGAACGCUACGAGACUGUACAGAUGAUAGUAAACACGCGGCCUCUAAAAGCGAAAUGCAAAACAUGUCUCAAAACAGUAUUUCUGUCAGUAAAGUCGGGAGUGUCGGAAUGUCUGGAAUCAAUGGAAACAGUGGCAACAUUUACGUUCCCAACAAUGGUCAAACGUCAGCGAUUCCUGACAAUUUUAUUUUUGAGGAAGUAGAUCCGAGUCUGGACGACGAAAAUGAUGACUCUGACUCGGACACCUCAGGCCUUCAUCAGGUCAAUCAGACCCUCCCUUUCCAGCAAGGUGUUUCCAACAAUGGACUCAAACCAGGGAAAAAGACCAAAGGACGAGUUAAAAUUAAAAUGGAAUUCAUUCAAAACAAACUCAGGCGAUACACAACAUUCAGUAAGAGAAAAACGGGGAUCAUGAAGAAGGCCUAUGAACUGUCCACCUUGACGGGCACGCAGGUGAUGCUGUUGGUGGCCAGCGAGACAGGUCAUGUGUACACAUUCGCCACCAGGAAGUUGCAGCCCAUGAUCACAAGUGACAGCGGGAAGGCUCUCAUCCAGACAUGCCUGAACUCCCCGGACCCACCACCGGGCAGCACGUCCUCCGGCAAUGCUCUCGAGCAGAGGAUGAAGCCCACCGGGUUUGAGGAGACAGAGCUCACCUGUGUCUUAGGGGAGGACGACCCCAAGACGGAAAACAACAGUUUCAACAUGAAGCCCGUGUUCCCCGUCCCGACACAGGUGAGCUCCUCGUCGCUGCUAGAUCAGCAGCAGUCAGCAGCGGUGCCCCAGCGGGAGAUCAACGCGGUGGCCCCGGUCACUCAGCAGACGCCCACGUUCACACUUCAGGCGUCGGCCCCCACGCCAACGGUCAUCAAGGAACAGCCCAUUGUGUCUGUGGUGACCAAACCUGCCACGCUAAAGACCAACCCCGCCAGUAUUAGCUCGGUCAUGACCUCCACAGCCUCCAACCUCCCCGCCAUGCAGAUACCUCUCAUAUUCCAACAAGGUGCGUCAAAUGGUCUCGAGCACACAGAACAAUCAAACAGGUGAACUGAACACACCUCUGCCUGCCAGCACUCCGUCAGCAAUCAAUAUCAUGCAAGGAAUGACCCCCGGCAUUGUGAUGUACCACACACCACAAGGCGUCGUGUACGCCACGCCCACACAGAACAUCCAGGACCGCACCAUCUUCAACUUCCAGCAACCUGCCACGGCCAUCUCUAUGACGCAGGCCGACCAACCGUCAGGCCAACAGCAGCAGAUCAUUACAAUCCCGGUCCCCGUCUCCCUCAGCGGAGCACCUUUGUUACAACUCGCCCCUCCCCCGAGUGUGGAGAGCUCUGCAGGGGAAGCCACUCAGAUGCAGCCGCCGCCGUUAAAGAAACCAAAGAAAUGAGUGAUCCGAGACUGAAAGUGAGAGAGUGUUUGUGUUUGUGGUUGAGGAAGAUUGAGAAUGGGUUGUGUUUGUUAUUGAGGAAAAGUGAGAAUAGUUUGUGUUUGUGAUUGAGGAAGUAAGUGAGAAUAGUUUGUGUUUGAGAUUGAGGAAGAGGGAGAACGGUUUGUGUUCAUUUGCUGCGUGGGGACGUGUUGUACUGUUGUAAAAGAA